UAUAAUAUAUUCCAUAAAUUGUUUUCUACACAUAAUAUCCGAAAAGAAGUUGAAAUUUUAAAGAUCUUAAUUAACCCAUGUCGAUCACAACGUGUUUGUCUUCUCAAAUAAAUUUGCAUGAAACCCUAACUCACAAAUCCUAUGUUAGCCUUUCAUUCAAUCCUAUUUCUGGUUUUCCGAUCAACAAACACACCAUAGCGCUAGCUCCGCUCACAACCACCAACAUCGCCGCCAGUAGAUGGGAAUCCAUGAUCGCUUAUGCCAACGUGGAACCCGCCGGAACACCAUCUCCACCACCUACUCCUCCUUCUGGUUCCUGGAAGAAUUGGGCUAUUGGGAUUUUGAUGACAGUUGCCGUCCCUUCUGUUACAACCAAAGGAGGUCCAAUCAAAUUACUUCUACAGAAAGUUGACCACAUAGUGGAUACGGCGGAGCAUAUAUCGGAUAUAGUGGAGUCGGUGGCGGAUAAGGUGGACAAAGUGGUGGAGGAACUCGAAGAUGAUCUGCCGGAAAAUAGCCAAAUCAAGAAGACUCUUGAUUACAUCGAACAGGUGGCUGAAAGAGUGGAAAAAGAUGCUCACACCGCCGGCGAUUUCAUUGACAAGUUUCAAGAAAUGCAAGAGAAGAUAGAGGAUCUAAUGGAACCCGUGCUAGAGGAAGCUAGGGAAGUCGCAAAAGAAACCAAGGAAAGAGAAAAGCACAAAAACAAUGACAUUGAUUAAUUAAUACUGAAACCUUGUAAAAUUCUGAUCAACGGGUCAAAGAGACGAGUAGCCAGAAAAAUCGGUGUUCGGCAUCCACAUGGCAUUCAACUUCAUAUAUUUAAAUGGAUUGUUAUAUUAUUUUUCUA
Messenger RNA from Lactuca sativa (garden lettuce), 850 nucleotides. RefSeq lists its product as uncharacterized. The record is from RefSeq and is a predicted model, not a curated record. Lineage: Eukaryota; Viridiplantae; Streptophyta; Magnoliopsida; Asterales; Asteraceae.